GAGUUCAAAGCCACAAUGUGCAACCUGUUGGCCUACAUAAAAUCCUGCAGAGGCCAAAAUGAGGCAGCCCUGGAAUGCCUACAGCAAGCUGAAGCGUCCAUCCAGCAAGCCCACGAUGCUCAUCAAGCAGAACUCAGAAGUCUGGUCACCUGGGGAAACUACGCCUGGGUCUACUAUCACCUGGGAAGAUUCUCAGAAGCUCAGAUGUAUGUAGACAAGGUGAAACAAGUCUGUAAGAAGUUUUCAAACCCUUACAGUAUUGAGUGUCCUGAGAUAUACAGUGAGGAAGGGUGGUCACGGUUAAAGUGUGGAAAGCAAAAUGAAAGUGCGAAGGUGUGUUUUGAGAAGGCUCUGGAAAUGAAACCAGAGAACCCAGAAUUCACCACUGGAUUUGCAAUCGCAGCUUUCCGGCUAGAGGGCAAACAAGUACAUGUGAAUCCCUUGGACACUCUGAAGAAGGCUAUUCAGCUGGAUCCUAACAACCAGUAUGUUAAAGUCCUCCUCGCUCUGCAACUCCAAAGGAUGAAUGAAGAAGAUGAAGGAGAGAGGUUAGUGGAAGAGGCCUUGGAGAAAGCUCCGUGUGCAACAGAUGUCAUUCGCCAGGCAGCAAAGUUUUAUCGAAGCAAAGGUGACCUGGAUAAAGCUAUGAAACUGCAGGAAAAGGCUCUAGAGUACAUGCCUAACAACUCUCACAUUCAUUUCCACUUGGGGUACUGCUAUAGAGAAAAAGUCCUCAACCUGGAAAAUAGGGGCAUAAACGGGAGGUAUGAUAAAAGGAAGGAGUUACAGGAACUAAUAGGGAAAGCUGUUUAUCAUUUUAAAAUAGCUGAAGAGAGUAGUGGAAACUAUUUCUGUGUUUGCUCCAUUCUUGCCACCCUCUAUAUACUAGCAGGUCAGUAUGACGAAGCAGAGCAUUACUUUCAAAAAGAAUUCAAAAAUGAACUUCAUCCCAUAGCCAAACAGAGGCUCCACUUGCGUUAUGGCAACUUUCAGUUGUAUCAAAUGAAGUGUGAACACAAAGCCAUCCACCACUUCAUAGAAGGUGUGAAAAUACACCAACAAUCCACCGAGAAAGAAAAAAUGAAAACUAAGCUGCAAAAACUUGCCAGGAGGCUCUCUAUAAAUGGAGCCGAUGCUCAGGCUGUGUCCCUGUUAACUUUUCUUCAAGAGCACGAUGGAGAAAUGCAGCCAGAGGGCCAAAACUCUGAGGGUUUGGGCUCCCGAAGCCUCAUCCCAUCAGCAUCUGUAGCUGAGAAGUGAGGACCAGGGAGACAGAAAGCUGGCAGGAGCUGAGCCCCAACACCAGGCUGAGACUAACAUCUUAAUAACUGAUAUGGCAAAAAGAGGGAAGGCGUUGGACAUGGGCUAUGUAAGACAUUAGAUCUUCAUCAUUCUUACCUU
Molecule: messenger RNA, 1401 nt
Organism: Condylura cristata (star-nosed mole)
Lineage: Eukaryota; Metazoa; Chordata; Mammalia; Eulipotyphla; Talpidae
Gene: IFIT2
Product: interferon-induced protein with tetratricopeptide repeats 2
Biological process (GO): defense response to virus
Cellular component (GO): cytosol
Molecular function (GO): protein binding
Source: RefSeq, a predicted model, not a curated record